GUGGUUUUGAGUGAGGAACCCCUAGCACGGAGCUGCCAACGCCCGGCAUAGACGCUACUAUACCGAGAGAGGAAACGAUCUUGAAUGAGACCAGUGGAUCCUAACAGAGUGCAGCUAUGCAGACGAUUAAGUGUGUGGUAGUGGGUGAUGGUGCUGUGGGUAAAACCUGCCUCUUAAUCUCAUAUACAACCAACAAAUUCCCCUCCGAGUAUGUACCAACGGUCUUUGAUAAUUAUGCGGUAACGGUUAUGAUCGGCGGGGAGCCCUACACCCUAGGACUGUUUGAUACAGCCGGUCAGGAAGAUUAUGACAGAUUACGACCCCUGAGCUACCCCCAGACUGACGUCUUCUUAGUUUGUUUCUCUGUCGUUUCGCCUUCUUCGUUUGAAAACGUUAAAGAAAAGUGGGUUCCAGAAAUCACUCACCACUGUCCAAAGACUCCCUUCCUGCUGGUUGGAACGCAGAUCGAUCUGAGAGACGACCCCUCCACCAUCGAGAAGCUCGCCAAGAACAAACAGAAGCCCAUCACCCCGGAGACGGCCGAGAAGCUGGCCCGCGACCUGAAGGCCGUCAAAUACGUUGAGUGCUCCGCCCUCACGCAGAAAGGACUGAAGAACGUUUUCGACGAGGCGAUACUGGCAGCCCUGGAGCCUCCAGAGCCCAAGAAGAAGCGCAAAUGUGUGCUGCUAUGAGCGCCACCCCAACCCCCACCCCCCUCUCCACCCCCCCCUUAAUCAGCUAAGGCUGGACUGUCAGCUCUGUUCUCUAAAAUACCAGAGUUUCACAUUUUUAAAGAAAAAAAAAAAUGACCCUGCAAACACCACAGAGGAUGAAAAGUAAGAAAAAUUACAUAUGAAAUAAAAAAGAUCAGCUACCAUUUUUAUUUUUGUUUUCUCAAUAAUGUAAUGUUGUGGUAGACCUCUCAUUUCAUUUCAAAUGGUUAGUAUGAUCAGAAUCCUGUAAUUUGCGGCUGUCUUAAAAGCUGCGAUGACUCGGGCCUUUUUUGUGACGUAAUUCACCCAGAUGUGUUUUGUGAUCAUAAGUGCCACAUUGGACAGCGGAUGUGUAGAACUGAGAAUAAUCGCUUAUUACAGGGGUUGGGCCAAGUUGUAAUGACAGUCCUCAUAGGAUUCUGUGAAACAAUGAGGGAAUUGAUUCCUAACGAUUGUCAGUUUGAUUUUCUUUUUUGUUUUGUUUUUGGUUUAAAUAUUAAAAUAUUGAAUUCCUUGUAUCAGUCCCAAUGCCCUGGUCAGGGUGCUUGCCUGUACUGUAUGCCGUUAUUAAUCUUGACUAGUGCAAGCAUUUCAACAAAUGCCUCGCUCUUCGCUUGAAGGAAGUUUUUUUUUUUUUUUGAUGGCUUCUCCUUCCCCUAAUUAAAGCAGGCUGCGACCGGAGAGAAGAGCAGACUGUGUGUGACAGAGUCUCAGCGAACACGCGCUCUGUCUGAGCCGCUCUGCAGUUCGCCCCGCGCACGCAAGCGUCUCGGCGAACACGCGCUCCCGUCAAAACCGCUCGGCGCUUCGCCUGCGCAUAUUAAACCACUUGAAGGAAGUGCACAUGGCUAGCGUUUUCAUUUUUCUCAGAAUGAUUGUUUUGUUGUUGUUUAGGCGUAUUAUUGGUGACGUGGGCGACGGACUGGGCUUCAUGAGGGCAGGGUGCUCUGACAGUGUUAGUGGAAUGGGAGGUGUGUUAUCGAGGUGCCAGGGACCAAUCAGGCUUUAAAGCAGAUUAAAAAAAAAAAACAAAACGAACAUGCACAAAUCUCAGAUUCCUGUGCGGAGAGUGACACCAUUGAUAAUAAUGUAAGCUGGUAAAAAAAAAAAAAAAAAAAAAAA
Messenger RNA from Megalops cyprinoides (Indo-Pacific tarpon), 1835 nucleotides. RefSeq names its product cell division control protein 42 homolog. The record is from RefSeq and is a predicted model, not a curated record. Bases 117 to 692 code for a protein of 191 amino acids. Gene Ontology annotation, cellular component: dendritic spine. Lineage: Eukaryota; Metazoa; Chordata; Actinopteri; Elopiformes; Megalopidae. The transcript has 6 exons. Gene Ontology annotation, molecular function: GTP binding; GTPase activity. Gene Ontology annotation, biological process: small GTPase-mediated signal transduction; modification of synaptic structure.